UGAUAAUUUUUUUGAAAAAUCAUUUCAUAAAAUGUCAUUUAAAACUUUCGGAGAAAAAAUAUCCAAUCCUAUUGUGAAAGCCGAUCAAAACAAACAAACGUCAAACCCAACUUCGGUAUGCCCUCUGAACUUUGUUCCAAUCAUGCGAUUGUGAACUUUUUGCCAAAUCUACGUAUUUCUGCCGAGUGCAAAAUGUGAAAUAAUUGUACAACUUUGUGUAAAUAAGCAGCUUAUACAAUCUAUCUGUUUUCCAUUCCUACCGGAACACACAAUUCCAGCAUCGAAAGUAGUGAUAUGUGUUCGCGAAGCUUACCCUCUGGCACAGCAGAUCGUUAACAUUACGGUUUGAUUAUCAAGGAUUUCUUAUCUGCUUUACUGUAUACCAAUCGCUGGUUUCUGGUGAAACCUGUAUUGAACACACGUAACAUGGGUCUCGUAGCGUUGCUGUUGAUGGUUUUGGACCCAUUUAAAAUUAUAAGAAAUUAUAUCUUUAAGCCAAUCGCAACAUUCAGUUUGGCGGCAGCGGAAGAAUACAAAGCGCGCAAAGAGAAAAGUGUAAACACAACGAAAAAUGUGUUUCUCAAACUGUUCGUUGUCGUUUUGGUUGGAUUUUCUGUCGUGUGGGCAUCGAUAUUUCUGUACUUAUAUUUCUACUAUUCGUACAUGCCCUCCGUUUUACACGUGAAGGAUGUACAUCUAAACAUACGCGACUGCCCAGAUAAUGCCAUCGACUGCAAACCUUAUCCGACAGCGAACGUUGCCCUUACGAAUCAUCAUCGAUUUCUAAUGGUUGGACAGCCGUACAAGAUUAUUCUGAACCUGGAAAUGCCAGAAUCUGAACAAAACGGUAAAAUAGGAAUGUUUACCGUCUGUGGCACGGUAAAGGAUUAUGGAUAUAUGGAAAUAGGGACAUCUUGCCGAAUGUCAAUGCUACACUACAAAUCGAACCUGUUGAAAACGAUUCUUACAUUCGUGUUUGCACCGCUGUUAAUAUUCGGUUAUCGGGAGGAGAAGCAGCUAGUUACGGUGGAAUUAUUUUCCAACUUUCUUGAUGAUUCAAACCAUCCGGCAACAAACAUUGACAUCACGAUACAUUGCCGGGACAUUCAACUGUACUCAGCACAGCUGCAGGUGGUAGCCAACUUUACCGGAUUACGUUACCUAAUGUUCAACUGGCCUGUGCUAUCGGCCGUAAUUGGCAUAACUUCCAAUCUGUUUUUCAUUUUAAUUGUUUGCGUCCUGAGCUGGUACCAUUGGGAUGAUACGGAAUGGAUAUCCGACAUACGGGAUAGGUAUCAGCAAAUUGUGAAAGGAGCAUCGAAAGUGGCUUCAAUCGAACAAACGAAAACACUCAAACCGUUUAAAGAAACGGAAACCGUAUCGAAAGAUUGGCUGAUAGAUGAGGAAUAAUAGUUGAAGGUACUAUGUUUUGUAAUAAAGCGUCACAUUUUUUAAA
Anopheles funestus (African malaria mosquito) is the source of this 1456-nucleotide messenger RNA. RefSeq names its product seipin (gene Seipin). The transcript is spliced from 4 exons. Lineage: Eukaryota; Metazoa; Arthropoda; Insecta; Diptera; Culicidae. The record is from RefSeq and is a predicted model, not a curated record. Gene Ontology annotation, cellular component: endoplasmic reticulum membrane. Gene Ontology annotation, biological process: lipid storage; lipid droplet organization. Bases 427 to 1410 code for a protein of 327 amino acids.